This is a messenger RNA of Sugiyamaella lignohabitans, 1605 nucleotides long. RefSeq names its product proline permease PUT4 (gene PUT4). The transcript has a single exon. The record is from RefSeq and is a predicted model, not a curated record. Gene Ontology annotation, cellular component: membrane. Bases 1 to 1605 code for a protein of 534 amino acids. NCBI's taxonomy places the organism in Eukaryota, Fungi, Ascomycota, Dipodascomycetes, Dipodascales, Trichomonascaceae. Gene Ontology annotation, molecular function: amino acid transmembrane transporter activity. Gene Ontology annotation, biological process: amino acid transmembrane transport.
AUGAAGAACACAGAAAAUAAAGUCGCUACUUUUGAGUACAAUGUUGGUAUUGAAGAAGGUUCUGUCGAAGUUGUGGAGGUCUUCAAGGAAGAACAACGUCUUGAGAAGCGCCUAGAGCAACGUCAUAUACAGAUGAUUGCUCUGGUAGGAGUUAUUGGAACAGGCCUCUUCCUAUCAAGUGGAUCUUCUUUACAGAAGGCAGGUCCUCUUGGAAUGCUUCUGUCAUACUUGACGAUAGCUAUAAUAGUCUCAUUGAACCAACUAGCAAUGGCAGAAACGGCUGCUUUAAUGCCAUCUACUGCUAGCAGCAUACGACAAGCGCAGCACUUUAUUGAUCCAGCAAUGUCGUUUGCCUAUGGAUGGCUGCAAAUGUGGUCUAUAAUUGUACCUUCAGAACUUGUCGCCACCGCCGUAAUUGUAAGCUACUGGACCGACCUGAGUUCAGGAAUAUGGUUGACGGUCUUCAUAGUUCUUUCAGUAUUGUCCAACUGUUGGUCAGUUAGAGUCUAUGGUGAGCUGGAAUUCUUUUUUGCCAUUUUAAAAAUUCUGCUCAUUUUGGGAUUGAUUUUAGCAGGAUUGGUACUAGAUUUGGGAGGUGUACCUGGACAGCCUCGAUUGGGGUUUCAUUACUGGAAGGACCCGGGGGUUUUUGCUUCUUUCAUGAAGCCAGGAAGUGCUGGCAAAGCCAUUGGAUUCUUUAGCGUACUCAACAGUGCUGUAUACUCUUUUGGCGGCGUCCAAAAUAUUGCGUACUUGAGUGGAGAAACCAAAAAUCCUAGACGUAAUAUUCCUAAGGCAGCCAAACGUAUUUUAUACAGAGUGGUUUCCUUUUAUAUGAUUACGCUUUUCAUAAUGUCUCUGAUAGUCCCUUACAACGAUCCAAGAAUUUCAAACGGCUCAGGAAAUGCCUCUGGAAGUCCUUUUGUAGUUGCGUUCGAACAAGCCGGAAUCAAGGCUUUGCCCAGUAUCGUCAAUGCAAUUGUCCUCACGUCAGCCUGGUCAGCAGCAAAUACUGGUUUAGUUGCAGGAUCCAGAACUCUAUUCUCUUUGGCAAACAACGGGCAAGCGCCAAAGAUAUUUUUGAGGACAAAUAAGAGAGGAUUGCCUUGGGUUGGAACAAUUGUCACCGCAUUGUUUAUGCCACUUUCAUAUAUGACGCUAGGGAGCUCAUCAUCGAUAGUAUUUGGCUAUUUGGUGAACGUAACUUCAUCGAUAUUGCUGAUUAACUGGAUUCUGAUCAGCGCUAUUCACUAUAGGCUAAAUCGUGCACUCGAAGUUCAAGGCUAUUCUCGGUCAGACCUACCAUUUCACAUCAGAGGGGGAAAAGCUCUAGGUUUGAUCUCGGGUAUUAGUUCUUCUCUUCUUUUGCUAAUUGGAGGUUUCACUAUUUUCAUAAAAUGGGACACUGCAGACUUUGUCAGCGCAUAUGUAACUAUUCCCUUAUUUGUUGGCUUUUUUACGUUUUGGAAGCUCUUCAAGAAAACAAAAUGGAUCAGAUAUGAAGAUAUUGAUCUCAAAUCCCUGUUUCAGGAUGUUGAGCUGAAUCCAGAGCCUCCAGAGGAGCCAUUAAGGGGUUGGAAGAGGCUGCAAUUCUUAUGGGCCUAA